Molecule: messenger RNA, 3868 nt
Organism: Daphnia pulicaria
Lineage: Eukaryota; Metazoa; Arthropoda; Branchiopoda; Diplostraca; Daphniidae
Gene: Spred
Product: protein sprouty-like
Exons: 9
Coding region: 904-2811 (635 amino acids)
Biological process (GO): multicellular organism development; negative regulation of MAPK cascade
Cellular component (GO): membrane
Molecular function (GO): protein kinase binding
Source: RefSeq, a predicted model, not a curated record
GGGAACAUUCACAGCGAUGGCGGUGCCCAUGAAUGAAACGCUCGCAGUGCGACAUCUUUUCGUUGUUGGCACGCACAAAAGCCAGAUGAAGCCCAGUGUUUAGCUGCGUGGAAAUUCGACAGCAAAAGUGUGUGGUGGCACUGGUGGCACAACUCGAAUGUGUUUUCUUCGUUUCACCGACAUCAUCACUGCAAACUCUCGUUGGCUUUUCACGAGAUUUCAACGUUAAAAAACUGUUGUCUGUCUGUCUGUGUGACGCGAUCGGUGUGUGUGUGUGUGUGUGUGUGAAACUCGCCAGUGUUUUUUGUUCAUUGAUUCAUUUCCACUCUCUCUCACACACACAUUUUAGUGUGGUUGGUUGGUGUGUGUGUGUGUGUGUGUGUAGAGUGUGGCCUUGGCAACUGGAACGAACAGUGAUGGCUUUCCGAGUCGAAAAAGAAGAUGGAGACGACAUUGCUGGAUGCACCUGACUCUUCUUCUUCUUUUCUAUGAAAAGGCACACACACAAGUUUUAACCUCCCCAAAAAGUGCCAACAGAAUCCGGAACGCUCCUUAUAAAACAAUACAAUCCCCAAAAAGUGUGUGUGAAAAAAUCAUGAAGCUAUACGGAUUUUAUCGGUGGACUGGACGUUGAAACGAAUUUUUGUUUUCUCUCCAAUCACAUUUAUUUUUUAUUUUUAUUUUGGGUUUGUUGUUGAGUUUUUUCACCCCUGCAAUUUUUUUGGUUUUCCCCCCCGUUUUGGGCUUUUUGUUGGGAGAGGCCAUUUCUUUCGCCUUUGUUGACUGCCAAAGUAUUUCGAUCGCCAAAGUGGCCACCGAAGAUGGUUCGGGUUUUGGUGGCGAUUGCAGGGGGUCUAGGUAGUGUCAGCCCUGCUACUUCCGCGCGAUCCGCCAUCAGCCAACAUGACCGAAGGAUGUGAAGAGAAAGAUUCGUUGGUGCGAGUAAGGGCGCAGGUGAUGACGCGGGAUGAUUCGUCGGGCGGCUGGGUCCCGAUGGACGGCGGCGGACUCUCCAACGUCUCGGUCCGUAAGCGCAUCCUGCCAAUUCACGCCGCCAUAGUCGCUGCUGUGACAUCCAGCAGCCACAACAACAGUCGAAACAACAACAACCCAGCCAGCAACAACAACAGCGCCAGCAGCCGGAGUAGUAGCACCAGUGGCGGAGGACCCGGUCCUCCACCUCCUCCUCACCACUCGCCAGCUCCUCCUCAUUCUUCUUCGUCUGCAGCCGUCAUACCCGUCUAUCAUUGUAAUAGUCUCAUCCAACAGCACGAGUACCUCAUUCUAGGCAAACGCAUCUCGGAUCAAACAGUCGUUCUCAGCUGCACGAUCCGUAAAGACUUUCAGUACAACAAAGUCAUGCCGACGUUUCAUCACUGGCGGACAGGCGACCAAAAGUUUGGACUGACGUUUCAAACAGCUGCCGAUGCCAGGGCGUUCGACAAGGGCGUCCGGAUGGCAGUCGAGGAUUUGCUGAAUGCUUUCUUAAUCCUCCCUGGAAUUGGCCGCGGGCUCGCCGACGCGCCGCCAGCGCUGCGUCACAUGAACUCUGACGCCAGUGAGGAUGACGUAUUUAUGACCUUGGACCUGCCAAUGGAGCGAACUGAUCUGCAGCGUUCGCCAACGUUGAAUCAUCAUCAACAACAACAACAACAACAAGCCAAUCAGCCACCACCACCGCCAUCUCCUGUUGUUCCUGUUCCACCUCCGCCAACCUCCAAUAAUGCCCCACUACCUCCGUUGCCUAAAGAACCGCACCUGCACAGGAUACAUUUCAUGCAGAGGCGUCCACUACCUCCCAGCAGCAGCACCAGUAGUUUGCCCUUGUUAAAUAAUAGCAUAACUGAGGGGUUGAACAAGGAGCAUUCCAUCAGUCCGGAGCAGCUCAUGUGGCAGCAACGCGACCAGGAGCUGGCCCUGACUCGUGAGCGAGAACGGGCCACCAAAGAGAAGGAAAGGCAGCGUCGGGAACGUGAAGGCGGAGGUAUUGGUGGGGGCGGUGUAGGCGGAGGCAUGUGGCCACCGGGAAUCGGUGGAAUUGGUGUGCUCAACGACCAUAUCGAAUUGGACAAGGAAAGUUAUUCCUACGUUCAAUUCGCACGUGAAGGCAAUACUGGAGUGGCACUUCACUCUCUCCACUCACUCCACGAGUACAGCUAUCCGGUGAUGCCCGAUCCAGCGACGCCGAAGCCAAGUCAAUCGGUGACAGUUGCGCCAGCUCGCCGUGACUCUUUGAGCAGCUUGAAAAAGAAUCCCAUGACGUCAGUCAACAGCUGUUCCAGCAUGGCCACAACGGCGCCCAUGUUGCCCAGCAAAGCUGGCCGAGGCGGCAACGGCAAGAAGAAACGAAGAGGCAGCAAUAGUAGCUCGAGCAGUACCAAAGCCAUGAGCAUUAGUCACCUUCACCCUCCAGGCAAAGGCUCGACGGGUCGCGUUCGCUGCAAACACUGUCAGGACACUUAUCGGCCGGAAGAGAAUUACCGCGGUGCUUGUGACCACGCUCCAGAUUGCGUGAGAUCGACCAUCGACGCCGUCUCGUGCGUCAGCUGCGCCGAGUGUCUCAUGUACCAUUGUUACGCCGAUGCCGAGGGCGAUUUUGCCCCGCAACCGUGCGUCUGUGGUUCCGGCAGUGUCCGGCGCCACAACGGCAGUGGCUGUUGCAGCAUCGAAUCCUCGCCCAAACGGUGGUUCGGACUGGCGCUUCUCUCAUUGGUCGUACCGUGUCUGUGGUGCUACUUGCCUCUGCGCGCCUGCUACCGAUGUGGAGUUCGUUGCGGAUGCUGUGGUAAACCUCACGAACCAGCAGCCUAGUAGCCCUCCACCAUCCCCCCGUCAUUUUUUGUUUUAAUUAUUUUUUUGUUUUACAUUUAAAAAACCAAAACAAGAAAAGUGCGUGCUGCUCUCGAACCCCCCCCCCCAAUCCUAUAUCCAUCACCAACAACUCCUUUACCCCGACGCCGGGGUAGGGGACGUCUUUGUUUUUUUCAGUGCCAGUACUACGGAACGGAAGAACAGCCGAUCUUUAUAUAUAAAUAUUAUAUAUAUAAAAACAACCCAAAAAGGUGGGCUAAAAACAAUCGUCUGAAAUAUUUUUCUUUGAUUUUCUUGUACCCUCUCUCUCUCUAUGUUUUGUUGUGUUUUCCAUUCACGGAAUUCAGUUCGAACAAAAAAAAAAUCCCCUUCUUUGUUCAGUUUUUUCUCUCUUUUGUACAUUUUCUGCAUGGAUUGUGUUCCGAUAUGUUUCAUUGUCCUUCACACACACACACACACACACACACUUUUUCUCUCUUUUCAUAAUUGUUCUUCAUGUAUAAUGAAUUCUUUUUUUUUUCCUUUUUUUUUUCGAUCAAGAACCUCCCGACACUUGUGUGUCCGCGCGGAUCGAGCGGAUCGAAAGUGAUAAAGUUGUUUGUUUUGGGGAGGUUUAUCAAAUUGAGAUUUUUUUAAAAAAGAACCUUUUUUUUAAUAUUUUUUUUUAAUGAAUAAAAUAUGGGAAAGAAUUCGCCGACUUUCCAAGGGCUCAGGGGAGUCGCCGCGUUCUUUUUUAUCCAAAGACAAUGGCAGCAGUGCAUCCGCGAACAAAGCAAAUGAAUACAUUUGCUAAAACUCCCACACACACACAACCCCGACUGUUUGUUUGUUUGAAGGGGGAAAUUAUUUCUUUUUUUUUUUGUAAUUUUUUUCUUUCAUUUCAAGCGGUUUACUCGCGUGUUUUCCUCAAUCCCAGUUCGUUUAUACAGUUUCCGUUUUAGUGAAAUUAACUCCAUUACCUCUAUCCUGUCUAUUUCUGAUAUUUGGAUAUAAUAUCGCCCAAAUUUUGUUUUUCCCCUCCCUCUCGUUGUAAUAAAAUAAAGACUGAUAAAACAAA